Molecule: messenger RNA, 4346 nt
Organism: Megachile rotundata (alfalfa leafcutting bee)
Lineage: Eukaryota; Metazoa; Arthropoda; Insecta; Hymenoptera; Megachilidae
Gene: Iswi
Product: nucleosome-remodeling ATPase imitation SWI
Biological process (GO): nucleosome organization
Cellular component (GO): nucleus; chromatin
Molecular function (GO): ATP hydrolysis activity; ATP-dependent chromatin remodeler activity; DNA binding
Source: RefSeq, a predicted model, not a curated record
GGGAUCGUGCAAUUCAAUAUGGCGGCGAUUGGUGUUGUGCGUUUGUGAGUGUCAGGACAGAGACCGGGUAUAAUACAAGAUUAAUUGUGUUUAAACGGAAUACAAAAAAAUGUCGAAACCAGACGAAAAUGUCGACACAGGAGACACAGGAGACAAUUCGAACGGAUCUUCUGCAGAGACCACAUCGUCUCGUGGCGGAGACUUCGAAACAAAACUCGAGACUGAUCGAAGUAAACGAUUUGAUUAUUUACUAAAACAGACUGAAAUAUUUUCUCAUUUCAUGACGAACAAUCAGAAAGAUAAAGCCGGAAGUCCUUUGAAAAUCAAAGCUGGCAGGCCUAGGAAACAACCAGAGGCUCCAGUAAAAGCCGAUUCCGGUGAUCACAGACACCGUAAAACAGAACAAGAGGAAGACGAGGAAUUGUUAGCAGAGAGCAAUGCAAGUGUAGCGCCAACUACGCGUUUCGAAUCGUCGCCGCACUACAUUAAAUCCGGUGAGUUACGAGAUUAUCAAAUACGAGGUUUAAAUUGGAUGAUAUCCUUGUAUGAGAAUGGUAUCAAUGGUAUCUUGGCGGAUGAGAUGGGUCUGGGAAAAACGCUUCAAACUAUUUCACUGCUGGGAUACAUGAAACACUUCAGAAACAUUCCUGGCCCACACAUAGUCAUUGUACCAAAAUCUACUUUGGCAAAUUGGAUGAAUGAGUUCAAAAAAUGGUGUCCCACUCUGAGAGCAGUUUGCCUCAUAGGAGAUGCAGAAACCAGAAAUACUUUCAUUAGAGAUGUUAUGAUGCCUGGUGAAUGGGACGUUUGUGUGACGUCUUACGAAAUGGUUAUCAAGGAGAAAUCAGUAUUUAAAAAAUUCAAUUGGCGAUAUAUGGUAAUCGAUGAAGCUCAUAGGAUAAAAAAUGAAAAAUCAAAAUUAUCAGAGAUAUUAAGAGAAUUUAAAACAGCUAAUCGCCUUUUGUUAACUGGAACACCUUUACAGAAUAAUCUCCAUGAACUGUGGUCUUUGCUCAAUUUUCUAUUACCUGAUGUGUUUAAUAGUUCAGAUGAUUUUGACUCAUGGUUCAAUACCAACAGUUUCUUGGGUGACAACUCGUUAGUUGAAAGACUACACGCAGUUCUUCGGCCGUUCCUCCUGAGACGCUUGAAGUCCGAAGUAGAAAAAGGACUCAAGCCAAAGAAAGAAAUUAAAGUAUACAUUGGUCUCAGCAAAAUGCAAAGGGAGUGGUAUACCAAGGUACUCAUGAAGGACAUAGACAUAGUUAACGGUGCUGGAAAGAUCGAAAAGAUGCGACUACAAAACAUUUUGAUGCAGUUACGCAAAUGCUGCAACCAUCCAUAUUUGUUUGAUGGUGCAGAACCUGGACCUCCUUAUACUACUGAUGAACAUCUUGUUUACAACUGCGGUAAAAUGGUGAUAUUAGAUAAAUUAUUGCCAAAAUUACAGCAACAAGAAUCACGAGUUCUUAUAUUUAGUCAAAUGACAAGAAUGUUAGACAUUUUGGAAGAUUAUUGUCACUGGAGGGGUUUCCAGUAUUGCCGUCUAGACGGAAACACGGCGCACGAAGACAGACAGCGUCAGAUCAACGAAUACAACGCACCAGAAAGCGAGAAGUUUAUCUUCAUGCUGUCGACUCGCGCGGGUGGUUUAGGUAUUAACUUGGCAACAGCCGACGUAGUUAUUAUUUAUGAUUCUGAUUGGAAUCCGCAGAUGGACUUGCAGGCAAUGGACCGGGCCCAUCGUAUAGGACAACAAAAGCAAGUACGAGUGUUCAGGUUUAUUACAGAAAACACAGUGGAAGAAAAGAUUGUAGAACGCGCGGAAGUUAAGUUACGUUUGGACAAAUUAGUUAUACAGCAAGGACGAUUGGUCGACGCGAAGCAGACUGCGCUAAAUAAGGAUGAAAUGUUGAACAUGAUCAGGCACGGAGCUAACGAGGUGUUCGCGUCGAAGGACAGUGCUAUCACUGAUGAAGAUAUAGACACUAUUUUACAGAAAGGUGAGGCAAAAACGGAGGAGAUGAAGCAGAAAUUAGAAAGUUUGGGUGAGUCAUCUUUACGUAACUUCACGGUUGACGCACCUACGGAUUCCGUGUAUCAGUUCGAGGGCGAGGACUAUCGUGAAAAGCAAAAGAUUCUGGGACUCGGCAACUGGAUCGAACCGCCUAAACGAGAGCGCAAGGCCAACUACGCGGUCGAUGCUUACUUCCGAGAAGCUCUCAGGGUGUCGGAACCAAAAGCUCCAAAAGCACCCAGGCCUCCGAAGCAACCGAUUGUCCAGGACUUUCAGUUUUUCCCGCCACGAUUGUUCGAGUUGCUUGAUCAAGAGAUCUACUACUUCCGGCAAACCGUGGGAUACAAAGUUCCUAAGAAUCCUGAGCUUGGAUCGGACGCGGCCAGAAUUCAGAAAGAAGAGCAACGUAAGAUAGACGAGGCUCAACCGUUAACCGAUGAAGAGGUCGCAGAGAAGGAGAAAUUGCUCACUCAAGGUUUUACAAAUUGGACGAAAAGGGACUUCAAUCAGUUCAUUAAAGCGAAUGAGAAAUACGGUCGAGACGAUAUCGAAAAUAUCGCGAAAGAAGUGGAGGGGAAAACGCCGGAAGAGGUGAUGGAAUAUUCGGCCGUAUUCUGGGAACGUUGCCACGAGCUGCAAGAUAUCGAUAGGGUGAUGGCCCAAAUCGAGCGUGGCGAAGCGAAGAUACAAAGACGAGCUGGCAUCAAGAAAGCUUUGGACGCUAAGAUGGCAAGAUACCGUGCCCCGUUCCACCAAUUAAGGAUAGCCUACGGUACGAACAAAGGAAAGAAUUACACCGAAGAAGAGGAUCGUUUCCUAGUUUGCAUGUUGCACAAACUCGGUUUCGAUAAAGAGAACGUUUACGAAGAACUUCGAGCCACGGUCAGAUCAGCGCCGCAAUUCCGUUUCGACUGGUUCGUCAAGUCCCGUACGGCUUUGGAAUUACAACGACGAUGCAAUACUUUGAUUACCCUGAUAGAACGCGAGAAUCAAGAGUUGGAAGAGCGGGAGAGACAAGAGAGGAGAAAGAAGGGUGGCAGUAUCGGCGCGAAACCUGCGUCCAAACGGAAGCAAGAAAACUUGCCUGCGCCGCAAGAUAAACCACGGAAAAAGAAGAAAUAAGUAUUGGUUCUGCCGGAAGAACUGAAGUUUCUGUUUGUUUCUUCAGACAUCACAACCAUCGUUUCAUUGUUUAUUCUCCUUCCGAUAUUUAACUUCAUUCAUGUUCAACAAAUUCGACGUAACGUCGCGUCGUCCUUCCUCUCAUACUUUGUGGCCCGUGUUUUCAGUGUAAUUAUAUUCAACUCGCUUCGCUCUCAAAGGACGAUAGUUGAAUUCAACGUGCGUGGAAAUAAAAAUUUAUUAAUAAUGGCGAAAAUUUACUUAUUCAUAAAGGAAACAAAUAACAAUUAAAAACAUAUUUUUGAAUGUAAUAUCAAACGAUAGCUCUUUUUUUAUAUAUUUAUACGUAUAGAGUUUUUUUGACUUGUUACUGCAAAUACCUGUGCAUUCGAUUACAACGUAGGCUUCUUUUAGAUAAAAGAAAGAAAGAGAAAGAAACACGAAGAAGAAAGAGAAAUUUCACGAUUUUAGUUUGGAAAAACUUAUAAGGAGCUUAGAGUCUUAUGUUCCCGUUAUGUGUUGGGGUAUAACGUUGCUUUCCUUUAGCUGAGAAUAAGGUAGGCUUGUUAAAUGUUUCUCGAAUGAUCAUCAAUGAAACAUCAUUUAUGGGAAUCUGAUUGUAGUAUGGAUUUAAAUUAUGAGAUUUGUUAAUUUAUAAUUUUGAAGUUUUAAAAAAAGCGACUAAAAAGGAAAAGUAAUGCAUAAGUGGUUCCUAUGUUCAACGAACGUAUUUUAAUCUGUCAUGGCCGCUUGCUUGCGCAUGCGCGUUGCGUGAAAAAGUAGUUGCAAAAGGAAUUUGGCGCGCGAAGGCUCCCUACAUUUGAUGGGUUUUAAAAUUGAAAAAAAAGUGUCCCGUCGUUUUAAAUUUUUAAGAAGGUUAUGAAAAACUUCACGUAAACUUUCCUGUAUUCGCAUAUAAAAUGAAAGUGAACAAGGAUAGUGAUUAAAUCCUUUUUUAACAUUUCCUCUUAAUCGAAGGAAGCCUAAGUUGUUACAUGACCGUUCAUUGAAGUUAAAGAAAUAUGACACCAAUCGCAAUCUAUGUAGUUCACACGUGAAUGCGUAUGUACCUUGAUUUCAUUCUCUACACCGAGAAACAUGUACUGUAAUAUUACAUGAACGAUUUUAUUUAUUUACUAGCAUUUUAAUGGCAUUGUAAUUCGUUUUACGAAUAAAAUAUCAUGUGCCGCAUCAGGUGAAAAUCUAA